UCGAGUCAAUCCUCACCCCUCCUCGAGUCAAUCGUCAGACCUCCUCGAGUCAAUCGUCAGACCACUUCAAAGUUCAAGCCAUACUAUCCCCUCCCCCUUUUUACGGUUACUGGAAUAGCUGGACAGAAGUUUAGCAGUGCAGUUUUACUUGCUCGAGAGACCGGUGAGUACUAGAACAAUUUAAAAAAAUAAAAAAAAUAAAAAAUACACAAAUUAAAUAGGCCUAUAUUAAUAUACGUACACAAACGUACCUUAAUAGGACAGCGUGAGUUAGUGCAGUUCAAUGUGUUGUACGUUAAUUUGAAAAUACGUUAAAGAAACUACGUAUAUUUUUUUUCACAUUUUUUAAUUACUUUUAUAAUAUAGGUUGCUGGUCUUUUGCAGUGUUGAACAUCAGACGAUGGAAAACCAGAACCGUAUCCUUUAAAUGAAAACAUACACCAAUAACUCUUUCUUCAUAAUCUUAGUAUUAUAAUUACAUUUUAUCGUAAAAGGAGUAGUUUGAACUUUGAAAACGUUUUAUUUCUAACAUUGUAUAUAAUAGGGUGGGUUUAUGAAUUUAAUCAACUAAAAUCUAAGAUGCGUUGCUAAUAAUGAGCAAUCUUGCUAUAAAUUAAGCAAGCCUUUGAAUACAAAAAGAGAUUUAACUGUACAAAAAUAUAUAUUUUUUAAAUAAAAUGUACUAUUUUUUUCUCGCAGCCAUCUAGGAUUUUCUAAAUUGGCAUACAUGAAUACAUGUUUGCGUUUUAUUUAAUUUUUCUAAUAAUCUUAAUUAUGUAUGCUUAUGAGAUAGUGAAGUCAAAAUAAGGAGAUAGUAAAUCAAAAUAAGGUGAUACUCAUUCAAAAUAAUGAGAUAGUAUGUCGAAUUUAUAAUGUAAUUUUAAAAUGUAUUUCUUUUUUUAUUUGUGCCGGAAAUGGGUUUCCAUUGGCUUCCACGUUCCGUUUUUAGCGAAUUAGUAAUUACAUAUCUUUUUUUUUUUUCCCAGUGGAAUAUGGCAGACUACAAUGAUCAGUAUGAUCAGCUGAAGAAAGAAUUAAAAGAAGAUGCAGCAAGUGUCUUUGCAGAAAUGAAAAAGGCACUACACAGCAAAAGUCUACCAAUAAAAAAGAAACAAUAUCCUUUAAAAAAGGAAGAAAGAAAAGUACUAAAGGUUAGGGUUAGACCUAUGGAGUGGAAAGGACGAACAAAAAACCGAGGGGGAAAGUACAUCAAGGUCAUCAUGGAAGAAGAGCCUCCCAGACUUCUGAUGCAAGAGACUGAUGGGUACAACGACAUCAUUCUAAUGGCUAAAGAAGCCUUGUGGAAUAAUCCACAAAUGAAAGAAGGAACAUUCACUCUUUGCCAUGCGGAUGGUACUCGGUGGCCUAUAGAGGAUUUUGAAAAGGAACAUGCAAGCCUUAGUGAGAUCAAGGAUGUCUGGAAAAAAACCUUCUACAUUGGACGCAGACCCAUAGAGGCAGACAGUGACCAGAGCAGGGAGAGCUAUGAGACUGAAGAAAUGGAAGAAGUUAGCGGUUUGGAACACUCAAUUGCAGAACAAAAAAGGAACCGCAAAACAAACUAUGUGGAAGAGGUUGUGGAUUGUGAAGACGUCCAAUUUGAAGAUCUGACAUUUUCUGAAAGUCUCUGUGAGAUUGCUCCUGAUCGACCAAAGGGAGCUGAAGCUGCUUCUGCAGUACCCAACCAGAUGCUACAGCCUCAACCUUCCAGCAGUGCAACAGAACUGGAUAUUAAUUCUCUUUACAUGCCUAGGCUUCCCUAUGUAGGUGAAGAGCAAAUUAAAGUCUAUGAAGACUAUGUGAUUGGUAGUGGUAACUUUGGAACUGUGUACAGGGGAUCCUACCAGGGGACAGUUGCUGCCAUUAAAAAAAUCCCCAUUCAAGGAUCUCUGAAUGACAUAACACAUGAGAUUCUCGUCUGCACAAGGCUUUCCCAUCCUCACAUAUCCAGGGUGAUGGCUGUUUCUAAGACUGAUAGAGCAAUUCUCAUUGCAAAUGAAUACAUCCAUGGAGCAAGUUUAGAGAAAGUGCUUCAUGGAGAUGAUGCCAAUUUCAAGUUGAAUGAAGAAGAGCAAUGCUACAUUGGACUGGAAGUAGCUCUUGUUGUUGAGUACAUUCAUUCAAAGAAUAUAAUACAUCAGGAUAUCAAACAAGCAAAUAUUCUGGCAAAGCAACGUUCAAAGAAGGCACUUCUUACAGACUGGGGGCUUGCUAAUGUUCGAGAUUCGGUGUCUCUAAGACUUGGAAGCAGAACUGUUGCACAUGUAGCAGGUCCUCAGGGUGGAACAGCCCUGUACAUGGCGCCUGAAUGCAUGAUCAACUUCAUGCAGCCAAGCGUGAAAUCUGAUGUGUGGUCUUUGGGUGCAACGUUCCUAGAGCUCUUUACUGGCUGUUAUCCGUGGAAUGUAAACAACUGCAGAGAGCUUAGUAGGCUGCUUUUGACAGAGGCCAUGCCCCAUGGCCUAUCUAGCCUUAACUCUCCCCAGAAAACAAUUGUUUGCCCCUGUCUGAACUACAGUUCUGAUCUUCGACCUCCUGUUUCUGAGGUUGUUCAAAUCUUUAAGGGUUUAGACAUCAUCAAUUUAGAGCAACGUUAUGGUUUUAAGUGGUAAUUUGAUAACGGUCCCUUUACAUUCUGCACUACCUAUGAAAACAAUGGUAACUUACUUUUAGUGGGGGUUUUUUGUUCAUGCUCUCCAGUACAUAGUUCUUGUCAGAAUGUUAACAAUGAAGGUUAAAGUUGCAGGUGUGUUAACAGCUGUAGCAACAUGGGGAGUGAUAACUCUGUUUUUUAAAAACCCUGAUACUUUCUCUUUAAUCUACAGGAUAAUGAAAAAAGUUUUAAACAUUAAGGAUUCUUGAGUUGUUUAAGAAAUUUGUGUUUUUUUGAAUAAAACUUUUGCAAAUAAUUUGAACAGAAUUUGAAAUGCAUAUGGAAUAUUUAAUCAAGCUGUAUAUUGUUCUGGAAGUAUUUACUUACAUCCAACAAAAUUGUAAAACGCGGAAUACAAGUUAUCUUAUACAAAAAUAAAUGAAUCUGUUGAACAAGGGAAAUGACUUGUGAUGUUUUCUUUAUUUACUAGAAAUAGUGGGAGCUCACAAUUUCGGAGGACAUUCAUUUAUACAGCUGCCGGUCUUACACAGUUGUCUUAAAGCACCUUUCAA
Acipenser ruthenus (sterlet) is the source of this 3165-nucleotide messenger RNA. RefSeq lists its product as uncharacterized. The transcript has 12 exons. The record is from RefSeq and is a predicted model, not a curated record. Lineage: Eukaryota; Metazoa; Chordata; Actinopteri; Acipenseriformes; Acipenseridae. The coding region runs from base 915 to 2612 and encodes 565 amino acids. Gene Ontology annotation, biological process: protein phosphorylation. Gene Ontology annotation, molecular function: protein kinase activity; ATP binding.